Messenger RNA from Equus quagga, 2941 nucleotides. It is a transcript of the gene EMILIN3, whose product is annotated as elastin microfibril interfacer 3. The record is from RefSeq and is a predicted model, not a curated record. Gene Ontology annotation, cellular component: extracellular matrix. Gene Ontology annotation, molecular function: protein binding. The transcript has 4 exons. Lineage: Eukaryota; Metazoa; Chordata; Mammalia; Perissodactyla; Equidae. The coding region runs from base 161 to 2461 and encodes 766 amino acids.
GCGCCGGCCACUCCGCGGGACGCAGCCGCUGCGAAGCGCCAGGCGGCCGGGCCAGCGAGCUCCGGGGGCCGCAACUGGCGGGGGGACCCGGGCGGGCGAGCGGCCGGCGGACACCCGGCGGGGGUUCCCGCGCGGGGCCAGGUGGAGACCCGGGGCCGCGAUGGGCCGCCGCCGCCUGCCGGUCUGGCUGUGCGCCGUCGCAGCGCUGCUCUCGGGGGCGCAGGCCAAGGGCACUCCGCUUCUCGCGCGGCCCGCGCCGCCCGGUGCCUCCCGCUACAGCCUCUACACGACGGGAUGGCGCCCGCGGCUGCGCCCAGGGCCGCACAAGGCCCUCUGUGCCUACGUGGUGCACAGGAAUGUGACCUGUAUCCUACAGGAGGGAGCAGAGAGCUACAUAAAGGCUGAGUACCGGCAGUGUGGAUGGGGGCCCAAGUGCCCCGGGACAGUCACGUACCGUGCAGUACUCAGACCCAAAUACAAGGUUGGCUACAAGACGGUGACGGACCUCGCCUGGCGUUGCUGCCCCGGCCUCGCUGGAGAAGGCUGCCCUGAGCACCUCACGGACCACGAGACCACCCCACCCCAGCCAGAGCCUGAGCCCCAGAUUCCCUCUGGGCAUCUGGGCCCAGGUCCCAGGCCCCCUCCUUCUAGCAGAGCAGCCCCCAGCCCCCACGGAAGGAAAGGCCCCGGGCUGUUUGGCGAGCGGCUGGAACGCCUGGAGGGUGAUGUCCAGCGCCUGGCACAAGCGUAUGGUACCCUCAGCGGCCUGGUGGCCAGCCAUGAAGACCCCAACAGGAUGACUGGUAACCCCAGGGCUCCUGCUGUCCCUGUGGGCUUUGGGGUCAUCCCCGAGGGGUUUGUGAACCCUAGAGACAGAGCUGGACGGCCACUCACACCUCCCCUGGACGAGAUCUUGAGCAAGGUGACGGAGGUGAGCAACACGCUCCGGACCAAGGUGCAGCUGCUGGACGAGGUGCACGGGCUGGCCCUUGGCCACGAGGCUCACCUGCAGCGGCUGCGGGAGGCCCCCCCAUCUCCACUCACCUCCCUGGCACUGCUGGACGAAUACAUGGACCGACGGCUGCACCGACUCUGGGGGAGCCUGCUGGACGGCUUCGAGCAGAAGCUACAAGGUGUUCAGAGUGCGUGCGACCUGCGGGUACAGGAGGUCCGGCAGCAGUGCGAGGAGGGCCAGGCGGCCAGCCGGAGGCUGCACCAGAGCCUGGAUGGCAGGGAGCUGGCUCUGCGCCAGGAGCUCUCCCAGCUGGGUACCCGGCUCCAGGGUCUGAGUGUGGCUGGCGGGGGCAGCUGCUGCAGCCAGCUGGCCUUGAUCAGUGCCCGUGUGGACAACCUUGAGAGGAACCUGCAGGCAAUCACAGAGACCCAAAGGGGCCAUGGCCCCCCCACCAGGGAUGAGCUCACGCGGCUCUCUGCUGCCAUGCUCGAGGGGGGUGUGGGUGGGCUGCUUGAGGGCCUGGAGACCCUCAAUGGGUCGGAGAGUGGAGUGAGGGGCUGCUGUCUUGGAAUGGAGGAACGGGGAUGGGGUGUGCGUGGCUUCAGGACCAUGCUGGAAGAGCGUGUGCAGAGCCUAGAGGAGCGCCUGAUGACACUGGCUGGGGAGCUAAGCCAUGACAGCACCCCACCAGGCAGGUCGGCACGACCCCUGGUGCAGACAGAGCUGGCCGUACUGGAACAACGGCUGGUUUCCCUGGAGACCUCGUGCACCCCCAGCACCACCUCAGCCAUCCUGGACAACCUCGUGGCAGAGGUGAAGGCCUGGCAGAGCCGGAGCGAGGCCCUCCUACGCCAGGUAGCCAGCCACACAGCCCUGCUCCAGCAGCUCAAUGGCACUGUGGCCGAGGUCCAGGGGCAGCUGGCAGAAGCAACAGGCAGCUCACUCCAAGGUGAGAUCACCCUGCUUAAGGUCAAUCUGAAUUCUGUGAGCAAGUCACUCACAGGCCUCAGUGACUCCGUCAGUCAAUACUCUGAUGCUUUCAUGGCUGCCAACACAUCUCUGGACGAGCGGGAACGCAAGGUGGAGGCCGAGGUCCACGCCAUCCAGGAGCAGGUCAGCAGCCAAGGCUCACGGCUUCGGGCUGGCCACAGGCAGGUCCUGAGCCUGAGGGGGGAGCUGGAACAACUCAAGGCCGGUGUGGCCCAUGUGGCCGGUGGGCUAAGCCGCUGCCAGGACACAGCCCAGGAACUCCAGCAUGCAGUGGGCCACUUCAACCAGAGGGUGGCCCAAGUGGAGAGUGUGUGUGGGAAGCUGAGCCUGCUGGUUGUAGGCUUGGACAGCUUGCCCACUGAGUCACUUAGGCCCAAGGAGGGCCUGUGGGGCCAUGUGGACCAGCUGAAUCGUACGCUGGCCCAGCACGCACAGGACAUCGCCCGCCUCCGAGAUGACCUACUGGACUGCCAGGCCCAGCUAGCUGAGCAGGCACGGCCAGGGCAGGCUGACUAGGCUGGCUGGACAGGACCCAACCCCCAGAUCCCACCAACCCUGGGGACAUCACCCCAGAGCCCAGAUGAUGCCUCCAAGCCUCCCCUGGCCAGCAUGGAUGCCACUUCAGAGGCCCUUGAAGGAAUAGUCUUGGUUCAGCUCCAUGUGACUGUCCCAGGCACCAAUAUCCAUGCUCAGUGCUGCACCAACUGGACAAUUCAGGAAAGCACUCAGGGCAAGUACAUCAUGUCUGAGGGCCAGUGUGGACCUAAGAAACCUCAAUCCAGUCUGCAAAUUGCUCUUCUGCAGAUACACCAGAGUUGGCACCUGUGCAAAGACCUACAGGUCCAUUCUUAGCCCGUGGUCUGCCCGCAGCUCCCUUCGCCUGCAGGCAAUAGCCUCUGGCCUGGGGAGGCUUUUGGUCCCGUUGUCCCCGACUUCUCUCCCCAGCCAUCUGGGCUCAGUCUCUGCAGGAAGGUGCUGCCCUCUGGCACUGUCCUC